Molecule: messenger RNA, 1680 nt
Organism: Striga asiatica
Lineage: Eukaryota; Viridiplantae; Streptophyta; Magnoliopsida; Lamiales; Orobanchaceae
Source: the annotation of a GenBank genome assembly
AUGGAGACGGCCACAGUAGGACCCGUUUGGGCCAGGCCCGCCUUCAAGCCCGUACCAUUUGGCUGCCACGUGACGCUCGUCGAGGCGCUGCUCGAUGGAGCCCACGGGGAUUAUGGCGUGGCCGAGCUCGCCGGCGACGAAAAUCAAAUCCUCAUUCCAGUGGAAGGCGGAGGUUUGGUGGCUCAUGGACCCACGCCGGGUCCGAGCCGAUUGGAACCCGAGUUGACCCUUGACCCGGAUUUCUGGGGCGGUCAGUGGCGGCAGGUUGGGGAUUAUGUGAAGAUCCUGGGCUUCGAUGACGGUGAGCCUGAGGUACCAGAGUUUAGGCGCCUGGUACACCUUGGGGCGCGUGAAGACCACAAAUGGCUGGGGGGCGUCGGAGCUCCACGACUCGGGGAACGCGUCGUCGGCCUGCGUGCCGAUCCAGACAGACAGCUGGAUGUCGCCGGAGACUCCGCUGGUGUCGUCGCCGGAGGUGGGGGCGGCGCCGCUCUCGAGGUGGUACCACUGUGGGGCGAGGGGGCUGUCGGGCGGGUCUCGGACUGGGACGUCGGACAGGUCGAAGCAGACGCCGCCGAGAAAUUUCUCAGACGGGCCGCCGUCCCAGACGGAGAUCUCGAGGGUGGAGCUGGCGGAGGUUUCCUUGUUGUGGCCGAUGGCGAACACCUGGUUCCACUCGGGGUUCGCCGACGGGUCGCCACCCGGCGGGGCAGCCGCGGGCUUCGAUUUGGCGAAGUGGCCGGAGGUGCGGAUCUUCACGUGCGGGCUCUCUUUCGGGCCGAGCCCACGGGCCUUGACGAUCCUCACGAAGAGGUACUGCAUCGGCUCCACCAGAUCGAAGGCCUGGAUCCUCUCCGACGCGUCCCCGGACAAUUUCCCGGCGAUUACCCUCGGCGAGUAGUCCCCGUUCGGCGGUGGCCUCCGGGCGACCCUCACCCUCUCCCCCGGCCCCAUCGGCGGCCCGUUCAACCCAUUCCCCAUCUGCAUUCUCCUCACAUCUGGAGAAAACAUAUGCGGCGGCCGCAUGUUCUCCUGCGGCUGGGGGCCGUUCUCUGGCGGCGGCGGCGGCUCGUGAGCCCUGACAAACGGCGGCGAGUGCUCCCGGGGCUCCAUGGCUACAUGGGCCGGCAUCGGCAUCGUCAUCGAUGGCGGAGGCUCCUCCAUAACCACCAGCACCGGCCGCUUCAUCACCUCCUCCGGACCCGACGGCUUCUCCGGCUCCUGCUCCUGCGCCGGCGGACCAGGCGGCUGCUCCUCCUGCUGUUGCUGCGGCGGCUCCUCGAAAACCUCCUCAUAAUAAUAAAUCUUCAACCCCAAUUCGCCCCUAAUCCAGCUGAACACGCUCUUCUUCUCCAGCGUGAAAUACACCAAACCCUCUUCCCCUCGCCGAGCAAACUGCGACCCGUACAGCUUUACCCUUCCCAGAAAAUGGUUCUUCCUCGCGUUUCCAUUGCUGAGCUUCUUGUCGUUGAAAACCUCGAUGUUGAGCUCCUCGAACUCCAUGGUGUUGGGGUCGGUGACGACGAACUCCAGGGCCUCGUUCCAUACCGGGUUCAGGUUCCUCUGCACGGUGGACGUCCGCCGCUUCUGGCCGUCGAAAUCUGCCACCACGUACGGGCUCGAGCUGCCCUGCCCGUCCUUGGGGAGAAGGUCCCGGGCCUCGAUUACCUCGACUAUUAG